Bubalus bubalis (water buffalo) is the source of this 2246-nucleotide messenger RNA. RefSeq names its product prickle planar cell polarity protein 3 (gene PRICKLE3). Gene Ontology annotation, molecular function: zinc ion binding. The record is from RefSeq and is a predicted model, not a curated record. Lineage: Eukaryota; Metazoa; Chordata; Mammalia; Artiodactyla; Bovidae. The transcript is spliced from 9 exons. Bases 117 to 1979 code for a protein of 620 amino acids.
ACGCCGGUGUCAGGUUUACGGAACCGAGAGCUCCCCUGCCGGACGCGCGGUGGCCAGACGGCCACAAGGAUUCCGCUCGCCUGACCCGGCCCGGCUGGACCCUGCCUGGGCGCGCCAUGUUCGCGCGUGGGUCCCGGAGGCGCCGCUCCGGGCGUGCGCCUCCAGAGGCAGAGGACCCAGACCGCGGCCAGCCCUGCAACUCCUGCAGGGAGCAGUGCCCCGGCUUCCUGCUACACGGCUGGAGAAAGAUCUGCCAGCACUGCAAAUGCCCGCGGGAGGAGCACGCCGUGCAUGCAGUGCCUGUGGACCUGGAACGCAUCAUGUGUCGGCUAAUCUCAGACUUCCAGCGCCACUCCAUCUCCGAUGAUGACUCAGGCUGUGCCUCAGAGGAGUAUGCUUGGGUGCCCCCUGGUCUCAAGCCUGAGCAGGUAUACCAAUUUUUCAGCUGCCUCCCAGAAGACAAGGUCCCCUAUGUGAACAGUCCUGGGGAAAAAUACAGGAUCAAGCAGCUGCUGCACCAGCUGCCCCCACAUGACAGUGAGGUACAGUACUGUACGGCACUGGAAGAGGAGGAGAAGAAAGAGCUCAGAGCCUUCAGCCAGCAGCGGAAGAGGGAGAAUCUGGGGCGUGGCACCGUGCGCAUCUUCCCCGUGACCAUCACUGGGGCCAUCUGCGAGGAGUGUGGGAAGCAGAUUGGAGGUGGGGACAUUGCUGUGUUUGCCAGCCGUGCAGGCCUAGGUGCCUGCUGGCACCCACAGUGCUUUGUGUGUUCCACGUGCCGGGAGCUGCUGGUGGACCUCAUCUACUUCUACCAUGCUGGCAAGGUCUACUGUGGUCGCCACCACGCCGAACGCCUGCGCCCACGCUGCCAAGCCUGUGACGAGAUCAUCUUCUCCCCUGAGUGCACGGAAGCUGAGGGCCGGCACUGGCACAUGGGUCACUUCUGCUGCUUUGAGUGUGAAGCAUCGCUCGGGGGGCAGCGCUAUGUCAUGCGUCAGAGUCGCCCCCACUGCUGUGCCUGCUAUGAGGCCCGCCACGCGGAGUACUGUGAUGGCUGCGGGGAGCACAUUGGCCUGGACCAAGGCCAGAUGGCUUAUGAGGGCCAGCACUGGCACGCCUCAGAGCGCUGCUUCUGUUGUAGUCGCUGCGGGCGAGCUCUCCUGGGCCGCCCCUUCCUGCCACGCCGUGGCCUAAUCUUCUGCUCACGAGCCUGCAGCCUGGGGUCUGAGCCCAUGGCUCCAGCGCACAGCCGCCGCAGCUGGAGCACAAGCACGGUCUCCACACCUCUCACAGCCUCUACAGCCUCUUUUUCUGCUGUGGAGGGGGCAUCUGAGACUACCACCAAAGGCACCAACACCGAGGCAGUGCCUGCUGCAGGCCCUGAGGAGCCCACCCACUUUCUGAGAGGGGCCCCCCACCGCCACUCCAUGCCUGAGCUGGGGCUCCGCAGUGUCCCCGAAACACCCCUGGGGCCUCCCAGCCAGCCGGAUCCGCGACCAGAAGAUGGUGCCUUUGGUCGCCAGAGCGCCCCUCGUGUCAGCUUCCGCGACCCUCUGGUGUCUGAGGGAGGUCCUCGGCGGACCCUGAGUGCGCCCCCAGCCCAGCGCCGCAGACCACGCAGCCCCCCGCCCAGGGGCCCCACACGUCGUCGCCGCCACCGCCACCGCCACCAUCAUCACCACCACCAUCACCACCACCGCUGCCACUUUGGCAGACGUCGCCACCAUCAAUGUGACUUGGGAUCAGGGUCGGACUCAGGAUCUUGCUCCAGCUCACCCUCCAGUUCCAGUUCAGAGUCCUCAGAGGAGGACGGCUACUUCCUAGGGGAACGCAUCCCGCUGUCCCCGCACCUGUGCAGGCCAGUGCUUGCUCAAGACACUGUGGCUGAGACCACCAACUCCCCAUCUCCACAGCUCCCUGGGAACUCUCGCCCAGGAAUGUCUCGACAGGCCAGAGAUAAGAACUGCAUCCUGGCUUGAAGGAGUGACAGUUCUGGGGGGGGCUUCAUUCUCAAGUCAGUGUAGAUGAAGACCUACACCCCAACUUAAGUCAUUGAUCCCCUUCCUUCCUCCCUCCUUUGUCUGUUUGUAUUACUGAAGUAAUUUAAUAUUUGUUGUAAAACAGGCUUGUCUUCUUUACCUCCUUGCUCCAGCAUCCCCCCUCCCCAAUUUUCCCCCUACUGAUGCUUGAGAUUUAUCUACAUUUAAUCAAAGGAUUAAUUUAUUCACUAUCAUAUGUUCUAAUAA